CGACCGCGCAAAAUCUCGCACACGCACCACCCUCCCCCGCCGCCGCCGCCACGAACGACAUGGCCGCAGCGCUCCUGCUCCGCGGCCUCCGCUCGUCGGCGGGCCGGGCGCGCCCCGCCUUCCCCUCGCCGGCCUCGGCCCCGCCGCCCUUCACCUCCUCGCUCCUGCACCGCCUCUACUCCUCCGCGGCCGCGUCCGCGGCCAGCCCGCCCGCCUCCGCGCUGGGAGGCGUCAUGGACCCGGCCCGCAUCCGCAACGUGGCGGUGAUUGCCCACGUCGACCACGGGAAGACGACGCUGAUGGACCGGCUCCUGCGGCAGUGCGGCGCCGACAUCCCCCACGAGCGCGCCAUGGACAACAUCAGCCUCGAGCGCGAGCGCGGUAUCACCAUCUCCUCCAAGGUCACUUCUGUCUCUUGGAAGGAGAAUGAACUCAACAUGGUCGAUACCCCUGGCCACGCUGAUUUUGGUGGGGAAGUUGAGCGAGUUGUUGGAAUGGUGGAAGGGGCGGUCUUGGUUGUUGAUGCUGGGGAGGGACCUUUAGCACAAACCAAAUUUGUGCUUUCAAAGGCUUUGAAGUAUGGUUUGCGCCCAAUCCUCCUCCUCAACAAGGUUGAUAGGCCUUCAGUUUCUGAAGAAACCUGCAACGAAGUUGAGAGCUUGGUCUUUGAUCUAUUUGCUAAUCUUGGUGCUACAGAAGAACAGCUUGAUUUCCCAGUUCUUUAUGCAUCAGCUAAAGAAGGGUGGGCUUCGUUAAAAUUCACUAAGUGCCCGUCUGAUAGUGAAAAAAAUAUGUCUCCUUUGCUUGAUUCGAUUGUACAGCAUGUUCGUUCCCCAAAAGCGGACCUUGAGGCUCCAUUCCAAAUGUUGGUUUCCAUGAUGGAGCGUGAUUUUUAUCUAGGAAGAAUACUCACUGGGCGUGUAACCUCUGGAGCUAUCCGCGUUGGCGAUAAAGUUCAUGGCCUGCGCAUCACGGAUGAAGGGGUUCAGAAGAUAGAGGAUGGAAAGGUUGUCAAGCUCAUGAAAAAGAAAGGCACAAGCAUGGCAAUAAUAGAGGCUGCAGGAGCUGGUGAUAUAAUCUCAAUGGCUGGAUUGUCUGGUCCAGCAAUUGGACACACCGUGGCAAAUCCUGAGGUUUUGACUGCUCUGCCUGCAGUUGAGUUGGACCCUCCCACAAUAUCUAUGACUUUCGGUGUGAAUGAUUCACCACUGGCUGGCCGUGAUGGCACUCAUGUAACUGGAGCGAAAAUUGGGAACCGUUUGAUGGCAGAGGCAGAAACAAACUUGGCAAUUAAUGUUCUUCCUGGACCAUUGUCAGAAUCUUAUGAAGUUCAAGGAAGGGGAGAACUUCAGUUAGGAAUCUUAAUUGAGAACAUGCGACGUGAAGGAUUUGAGCUUUCAGUUUCACCACCAAGAGUGAUGUAUAAAACAGAGCGUGGGGAAAGGCUAGAGCCUAUUGAAGAAGUAACUGUCGAGGUGGACGAGGAGCAUAUCGGAUUUGUGUUGGAAACUCUUAACAACAGGAAGGGGGAAUUGUUGGACAUGGGCCCUGUUCCUGGGACAGUUGGAAGAACUCGGGUCUUCAUGACCUGUCCAUCUAGGGGUUUGGUGGGUGUUAAAGGAGUUUUCAACAGCUUUACACGUGGAACUGGAUUUAUGCACCGGGCUUUCCAGGCAUAUGCUAAAUACAGAGGUCCACUGGGCACUGUUAGAAAAGGAGUUCUGGUAUCUGUUGGCAGAGGAUUUAUCACUUCACAUGCACUCAUGAGUUUAGAGGCUCGUGGUACUCUUUUUGUCUCUCCUGGGAUGGAGACAUACGAAGGCAUGAUAGUUGGCGAGCAUUCACGUGAUAGCGAUCUUGAGAUCAAUCCUGUGAGAACUAAAGAGCUUACAAACAUCCGAGCUCCCGGGAAGGAUGAAAAUAUCCGCCUGUCUCCACCUCGCUUGAUGACUUUGGAAGAAGCAAUUGGAUAUGUUGCUGUAGAUGAGCUUAUUGAGGUUACUCCUAAGGUCAUACGGCUUCGGAAGAAAUACCUGGACGCCAACAAACGCAAGAUGAUGAAAAACAAAAUUGUGCAUUGAAGUUCCAAACUUCCAAUCACAUCUAGUACUGAUAAAGCCACUACGUAUUGCGUUAUCCUCCAAAAGGCAUAUCCGAUUUUGGCAUACAAGGCCUAUCCAGUUUCUACACGCGGUGGGAGGAAUUGUUCCGUGGGAUGCUAGUGACGAAUAAGCCCAAGGUUUGAGCAGCUGUUGUAACAAAACUGAGUGAGUGGGUUUGAGUUAGAAUUACCUUGCGAAGGUAUAGCAUUAUAGCUACUUAUAGCUUUUCUUUAUAGAGAAUUUUGGGGACACAUAAAAUAUUACCCUGGAAGGGUAUAGUGUUCUUUUGGUAGUCAAAGAAAAACAUGCCAAGGUACUUUGGUUGAACUGGCUACUUUUGUUGACACAUUUUGAAACGUCUUGUGAGAAAUUAAAGCAAAUAAAAUCUACAUGCUAACUACAGCAUUAACUGUAA
Hordeum vulgare subsp. vulgare (domesticated barley) is the source of this 2517-nucleotide messenger RNA. Its product is annotated as 50S ribosomal subunit assembly factor BipA. Bases 60 to 2081 code for a protein of 673 amino acids. The transcript has 19 exons. Gene Ontology annotation, molecular function: GTPase activity; GTP binding. NCBI's taxonomy places the organism in Eukaryota, Viridiplantae, Streptophyta, Magnoliopsida, Poales, Poaceae. Gene Ontology annotation, cellular component: cytosol; ribonucleoprotein complex. The record is from RefSeq and is a predicted model, not a curated record.